GAUUGGUUGCUCUGACUAGUCCGGUUUAAACCAAUGGGGAUAAGAAGUGUGAUAUAAGCAUAAUAUUAGCACUUUGCCUAUAUCAGCUUCCCUUUCCCUACCUGCUCAGGUGUGUAGCUGUGAGGUUACAGAGAGGUGCUUGUCUUCAGCUUAUCCUUUACAAGCAGCUACACACACUUGUAUUCUUUAUCUCCACUAAAGCAGUGACUUAUACCAACCUUUCUUUUCUUGUACAGGAGUUUCAAGAUGGGCGCCAAAGUGUGUGGCAUCUCAUGUCGGGACCGGCAUACCGAGACUUUUGACAUCAGUCAGUCUUUUGAAUUUUUGGGGCCCUCAGUAAGUAUGCGUAAGUAUCUUUUAGAUAUGAAGCAGGAGCUGCUAAUUACUAUCCAGAAGGAAAUGCGGAUAGCAGCAGGGGCGGAAAAGCUGUUCCGUUUCACCAAGGACAGGAAGACGAGAGCCCGGAUAAAGGAGCUGAGGAACAGCAGCGAGAAAAAGGUGAAAGACCUUUACACCUCUCUCCACAAGCUGAAUGAGGAGAUAGCGCAGUGGAGGGAAGAAGAGAAUGUUCCAGAGGCAGUUCACGAGACAACUGAGAAUGCUGGAGAUAUCUGUGUAGCAUUCCCAAGAGAGGUCACUGAGCCUGAGGUUCAGGUUGUUUUACAACCCGCCAGUGACUCCUCCCAAGUGAGUACAUUACACUGA
This is a messenger RNA of Xenopus laevis (African clawed frog), 705 nucleotides long. RefSeq names its product serine/threonine-protein kinase N2-like. The transcript has 3 exons. The coding region runs from base 247 to 705 and encodes 152 amino acids. NCBI's taxonomy places the organism in Eukaryota, Metazoa, Chordata, Amphibia, Anura, Pipidae. The record is from RefSeq and is a predicted model, not a curated record.